Messenger RNA from Mus pahari (shrew mouse), 3455 nucleotides. It is a transcript of the gene Cc2d1a, whose product is annotated as coiled-coil and C2 domain containing 1A. NCBI's taxonomy places the organism in Eukaryota, Metazoa, Chordata, Mammalia, Rodentia, Muridae. Gene Ontology annotation, biological process: regulation of transcription by RNA polymerase II. The record is from RefSeq and is a predicted model, not a curated record. Gene Ontology annotation, molecular function: RNA polymerase II cis-regulatory region sequence-specific DNA binding; DNA-binding transcription repressor activity, RNA polymerase II-specific. The transcript is spliced from 29 exons. Gene Ontology annotation, cellular component: nucleus. Bases 217 to 3048 code for a protein of 943 amino acids.
AGUUUAAUUAGCGAGCCCAAGAAUCCAGCCGCCGCGCUCCUGAAGGCCAAGGCGGAAGCAGGGCAGCCCAAACUCGAGAAUUCCGGGGGGCCGGGCGCGGAGGAGGGACUCAGGGCUCAGGAACAGCGCGAGCUCUGAGAUUCGACUUCGGUGAAGAGGCCAGGCAAGGCAAAACAAAGGUGCAGGGGCUGGUAGUCCGGGCUUCGAGCCUGGAAGAUGCACAAGAGGAAUGGACCCCAGGCACCCCCGGGCCGAGGUGCUGUCACUGCCCGCCAGCUUGGUCUGCUGGUUGACUUCUCCUCAGACGGCCUGAUGAUCCCUGAGGAUGGGGUUAAUGAGGAGGAGCUGGAGGCUGAAUUCCUGGCUUUGGUGGGGGGUCAGCCCCAGGCUCUAGAGAAACUGAAAGGCCAAGGUCCCCUGCCAAUGGAAGCCAUUGAGAAGAUGGCCCGGCUCUGCAUGAGAGACCUGGAUGAGGACGAGGAGGGGACAGACGAGGAUGAUGUGGAGGCUGAUGAGGACCUGCUGGCAGAGCUAAAUGAGGUCCUUGGAGAAGAACAGAAGGCUGUGGAGCCCCUGAUGCCUGUGGCCCAGCUAAAGCCUUCAGGCCCCAACCCAGGAGUAGAGGCCACGCUGCAGGAGAGGCUAGCCCUCUACCAGUCUGCACUGGAGAGUGCCAGGCAAGCUGGGGACAGUGCCAAGAUGCGACGCUAUGACCGGGGGCUCAAGACGCUGGAAAACCUGCUGGUCUCUGCAAAGAAAGGCAACACCAUCAAUGAAGCAGACAUUCCACCACCUGUGGCAUCGGGGAAGGGACCAGCAGCUGGGCACAGCCACACCCAAGCUACUUCCCAGUUGGCUCCUGUAAGCCCACCAGCCCCAGAGUCCAGCGGCACCUUGGAGGCCCCAUCUACCACUACACCAACCUCUGUUAAGCCCCAGCUACCCCCAGAUCCCUGCAGCCCCCUAGCCCGGUUGCAGAGCCUCCAGCACGAGUACAAACUGGCUGCGCUUCGUGCCAAGCAUCAGGAUGACACUGCUACAGCCACCAGACACUUGAGAAUAGCUAAGAGCUUUGACCCUGUCUUGGAGGCCCUCAGCCGUGGGGAACUGGUGGACCUGUCCCGCCUGCCCCCUCCCCCUGACCAGCUGUCCCCAGAGCCCCCCUUGCCAGCUGCCCAACCUUUGACCCCUGCCUCAACACUCACCAGGCCAGAGGUUCCCCAACCCCCGAGGAACCUCCUGGAGGCCCUGGAACAGCGAAUGGAGCGGUACCAUGUGGCUGCAGCCCAGGCCAAGGCCAAGGGUGACCAGCGGAAGGCACGCAUGCACGAACGAAUUGUCAAGCAAUACCAAGACGCCAUUCGUGCCCACAAGGCAGGCCGAGCUGUGGAUGUGGCGGAGCUGCCAGUGCCCCCAGGCUUCCCCCCAAUGCAGGGUCUGGAGUCUGCAGAGCCCGCUCAGCAGAGCCUAGUGGGAGUCCUGGAAACUGCCAUGAGGCUUGCCAACCACGACGAAGGCUCGGAUGACGAAGAGGAGGAGACUCCUAAGAAGCAGAACACCCCUGCUGCCUCCACAACCCAGCGGAAGUCCUCGCCCUCCAGGGCACCUCCAUCAGGACCAGCCCCAGCCGGCAAAGCUGCCCCCAAGGGCACAUCCAACAGGGCCCAGCAGCAGCUGGCCUUCCUGGAGGGCCGGAAGAAGCAGCUCCUGCAGGCCGCACUGCGUGCCAAGCAAAAGAACGACGUAGAGGGCGCCAAGAUGCACCUGCGCCAGGCCAAAGGGCUAGAGCCCAUGCUAGAGGCCUCUCGCAAUGGACUGCCUGUGGACAUUGCCAAGGUGCCACCUGCUCCUGUCAACAAGGACGACUUUGUGCUGGUGCAGCGGCCUGGCCCAGGCUUGUCUCAGGAAGCUGUGCGUCGCUAUGGGGAACUUACCAAGCUCCUGAGACAGCAACAUGAAAUGUGUCUAAACCACUCCACACAGUUCACCCACCUGGGCAACAUUGCUGAAACCAUUAAGUUUGAGAAGCUGGCGGAGGACUGUAAGCGGAGCAUGGACACCUUAAAACAAGCCUUCGCCCGCAGUCUGCCCACACCUGCAGCCCGCUUUGAGCAGAGGACCUUCAGUGUCAUCAAGGUCUUUCCGGACUUGAGCAACAGUGACAUGCUCCUGUUUAUCGUGAAGGGCAUCAACUUGCCCACACCCACAGGGCUGUCCCCCAGUGACCUGGAUGCCUUUGUCCGCUUCGACUUCCCUUAUCCCAAUGUGGAAGAAGCUCAGAAAGACAAGACCAGUGUGAUCAAAAACACAGACUCCCCUGAAUUUAAGGAGCAGUUCAAACUCUGCAUCAACCGUGGCCACCGUGGCUUCCGAAGGGCCAUCCAAACCAAGGGCAUCAAGUUCGAAGUGGUCCACAAGGGGGGGCUGUUCAAGACGGACAGGGUGCUAGGUACAGCCCAGCUGAAGCUGGAUACGUUGGAAACAGCUUGUGAAGUCCAUGAGAUCCUGGAGGUUUUAGAUGGACGCCGGCCCACAGGGGGGAGGCUCGAAGUGAUGGUUCGCAUCCGGGAGCCACUGACAGCCCAGCAGUUGGAAACUACAACUGAGAGGUGGCUGGUCAUUGAUCACAUCCCAGCAGCUGUGCCCACUGUCACUGGGCCCAAAGCAAAGGCUCCUCUCAUACCCGCGUCCUCAAGAGAAGCAGGCAACAGAUCAGCACGGCCCCUGCAUAGCCUUAGCGUGCUGGCCUUUGACCAAGAGCGGCUAGAAAGGAAGAUCCUGGCCCUGAGGCAGGCACGCCGGCCUGUGCCUCCAGAAGUGGCCCAGCAGUACCAGGACGUAGUACAGCGUAGCCAAUGGCAGAGGGCACAGCUGGAGCAGGGGGGUGCUGCCCUCCGCAGGGAGUAUGCAAGCCAUCUGGAGCGCCAGCUGCACUUCUAUACAGAGGCUGCCCGGCGCCUGGGCUACGACGGAAGCAGGGAGGCUGCGAAGGAGGCAUUGUACCGGCGGAACCUGGUGGAGAGCGAGCUGCAGCGACUCCGCAGGUGAGGCCCACCCUGGACUACAGGCCCCACAGCCCGAUGCCAGGCAGAGCUCCAUGGCCACCGAGCAGACAAGCAGACAAUCAGCGGACAGUUGGUUCUGGACUCGCCCUGUCCAGGCCUUUGGCCCAGGGGCAUCGGGACAGCACAGUCACCCCAGCCUGCCUGGCUGGGCCUCGGAGAGUCCUGUUUGCACAUCCAGGAGCAUCUGGAGCAAGAGGGCAGCUGGGACGUGAACCCAGAGGCCCCUGCAAGCACUUUACUGCCUGCCCCUCCCAUUGUGAACCCUGCAGCCCUCUCCAAAGAUACCUCUGAGGCUGUCCAGCUCAGCUGGCUUCCUAGGCACUGUCCUGACCCAGCUGCCCCCACCCCAGGGCCAACACAGAAUGAACAGCCAAGGCCACACUUGCCUCA